Arachis ipaensis is the source of this 698-nucleotide messenger RNA. RefSeq names its product ribosomal protein S17 (gene RPS17). Gene Ontology annotation, biological process: translation. Gene Ontology annotation, molecular function: structural constituent of ribosome. The record is from RefSeq and is a predicted model, not a curated record. Gene Ontology annotation, cellular component: ribosome. Lineage: Eukaryota; Viridiplantae; Streptophyta; Magnoliopsida; Fabales; Fabaceae.
GCAGAAUCCUUAUCCCCUUUGUGUCUCAGACAAGAAUGUGGCUUCUCCAACUGCCGUCAAUCCCCAAGUUCUCCACCCCAUUCCUCCAUGGCGGCAGAACCCUCUGCUCUGCCCCAACCGCCACUACAUUCCCAGCACCAUCAGCACCGUGUUCCAUGCCUACCAUAAGAGCGAUGAAGUCGAUGCAGGGGAAGGUGGUGUGCGCCACUAACGACAAGACGGUGGCGGUGGAGGUUGUUCGUCUGGCCCCUCACCCGAAGUAUAAGAGGCGCGUGAGGAAGAAGAAGAAGUACCAGGCCCACGACCCUGAUAACCAGUUCAAGGUUGGUGACAUGGUUCAGCUUCUCAAGAGCAGGCCCAUCAGUAAGACCAAGGCUUUCGUUGCCGUUUCUGUUCCCAAGAAGGACUCCGCCAAUAACUCCGACAUUGGAAUCCCCUUGGAGUCUCAGCAACAGGCUUAGUUACACUCUCUCCCCCCUCAAUUUUAUUUCCUAUUGUUAUGUUUAUGAAAUCAUGUUCACUGUUUAAUUCACUUAUGAAUUGGGGUUUAUUUCUCUGCUUCUCCUAUUAUUCAUGUUUCUCAUCUAUCAACCUAAGUUUUUGGAGAAAGGAAGAGGGGUUUAAUGAAAUAGAAUCAGCUUCAAUGUUUAGGAUCUGAGGAAAAAAAACAAUGGGAGAAAAAGCUGAAUCUUAAAGUA